GUUGAUUUUGGCCUUGCUUCUGGUGUCAGAGUUGCAGCUUAGUGGACCUUUAUGUUUUGUUUGAUUCCACAGUCAGCUGCGUUUGCAGAAAGAAAGUUUGUAACACCUGAUUCCUGCACACAGUUUUUCUGGUUUCAAGCAAAAAGGGUGAUUUUUAAGUCAAACCACAACGUUGUUAACCAAUAUGGUAGUAACUCAAAUGCAAGAGAUAAUCUGCAGAAGUACAGCUGAAAAAUUCCUCCAAUAGAAAAAAAUUGAACCCAUACUAAGAGAUACUUGUGGCAGGGUGUUUAUAAUAUUUGGACCAAGUAUAACCAUAAAUGUAUUCAAUAACAGCUUAAAAUCACCAGAUUUUUAUAUCAGCUUUUAAGAAUGCAUCACAAUAUAAUCAGGUUUUUUUCUUCCAAGCCGACUUUAUAUUUGAUAACUUCUUUACAUCAUAUCAUGGACACCGAACAGAUAAUGGAGAGCCAGCCACAGGUUCCAGAAAAUCCUCAUGCAGAAUAUGGUCUUGCAGAAAAUGUAGAGCGAAUAGCAGAAAAUGAGAAGACUAGUGCAGAGAAGACAUCAAAACAGAAGGUGGAUCUGCAAUCAUUACCUACACGUGCCUAUCUGGAUCAGACAGUUGUGCCCAUCUUGUUACAAGGCCUUGCAGUGCUUGCAAAAGAGAGGCCACCAAAUCCUAUUGAAUUCCUAGCAACGUAUCUGUUAAAAAAUAAGGCACAGUUUGAGGACCGAAAUUAAUUCCAAUGAAAGAUGACUACUUGACUGCUCAGCGUAUAUGCUUAAAUAAUCAUGAAUCAUUGUCUGAUGUAUAAUUCCUGCAAAACCAAAAAUUCAUUAUCAUCCCAAUUCUUUAGUCUUUUCCCCAAUUAUUUAAUAAAGUACCUAACAUUUUA
This is a messenger RNA of Heteronotia binoei (common prickly gecko), 899 nucleotides long. RefSeq names its product dpy-30 histone methyltransferase complex regulatory subunit (gene DPY30). The transcript has 4 exons. The record is from RefSeq and is a predicted model, not a curated record. NCBI's taxonomy places the organism in Eukaryota, Metazoa, Chordata, Lepidosauria, Squamata, Gekkonidae. The coding region runs from base 373 to 744 and encodes 123 amino acids. Gene Ontology annotation, cellular component: Set1C/COMPASS complex.